CAUAACUAUAAAUGAUGAUAUAAUUCCUCAAAAAGUCAGCUCAAAAUACUUCAGAUAACUCGUUGAUCACUUAAUUUAAAGCAACUUCUCACUGAAAGCAAAAACCAUGUUGUUGGGACUUGCAGGGAAAGCUCCACACUCGAACUGUGCUUUUUUCACUUCCGUGGGAGAGAAGUUGUUGCUACAAAGGAGUUCCGCAUUCAUAAUAGCUCAAGCUCAUCAGACAAGAAAUUUGGUCUGUUUGCGUGGUGCAAACAAACCAGCCCAUCAUCAGAAAAGUUCAAUCUUCGCAUCGGCAGUUCGUUCACACAAACUAACCAAUCACAUCUCAGCUUUGCAAGGAUUCAACUUCACACAACUCCUUAAGAUGUCGAGUGAGUCGCAAUGUCGCCAGAACUUCCACGAGGAGUGUGAGGCGGGAGUGAACAGACAGAUCAACCUAGAGCUGACAGCCUCCUAUGUCUAUGACUCACUCGCCUUCUACUGCCACAGAGACGACGUCGCCCUCCCCAACCUGCACAAGUUCUUCCGGAAGAGUUCGGAGGAGGAGCGCGAACAUGCGGAGAAGUUGAUGAAAUAUCAGAACAAGAGAGGAGGCAGAGUUGUGCUGCAGGACAUCAAGAAACCUGCACAGUUGAAGGGUGAGUUUGCGAGUGUAGUGGAACUGCUCUCAGUGGCACUUCAGUUGGAACGAGAUGUCAACCAGUCUCUGCUGGAACUACAUGAUCUGGCUGAGAAAAAUGCAGACGCCCAAUUCUCUGACUUCAUAGAAGGAGAGUUUCUCAAAGAACAGGUGGACGCUAUCAAGGAGUUGGGUGAUCUGCUGACGAGAGCCAAGAGGUGCGGACCCGGGUUGGGAGAGUUCCUGUUUGACGUUGAAGCGCUCAACUAGAGACCGACAUCAGAAGAAUUAAGAAACUAAGAAACUACAAGGAAUUAGAACCUAUAAUUCUCGAAGUCGGUUGUUAUUUCUGAUUCUUCGAU
Messenger RNA from Symsagittifera roscoffensis, 984 nucleotides. Its product is annotated as soma ferritin-like. Gene Ontology annotation, molecular function: ferric iron binding; ferrous iron binding. The transcript has 7 exons. Lineage: Eukaryota; Metazoa; Xenacoelomorpha; Acoela; Convolutidae. Gene Ontology annotation, biological process: intracellular iron ion homeostasis; iron ion transport. Gene Ontology annotation, cellular component: cytoplasm. The coding region runs from base 107 to 892 and encodes 261 amino acids. The record is from RefSeq and is a predicted model, not a curated record.